Messenger RNA from Salarias fasciatus (jewelled blenny), 2187 nucleotides. RefSeq names its product maturin, neural progenitor differentiation regulator homolog (Xenopus) (gene mturn). The record is from RefSeq and is a predicted model, not a curated record. The transcript is spliced from 3 exons. The coding region runs from base 347 to 736 and encodes 129 amino acids. Gene Ontology annotation, biological process: positive regulation of megakaryocyte differentiation; regulation of signaling. Lineage: Eukaryota; Metazoa; Chordata; Actinopteri; Blenniiformes; Blenniidae. Gene Ontology annotation, cellular component: cytoplasm.
CGGCUCCACUCGUCGUCAUCGCGUUUUUUCCAGCGUCCUCCUGCGUCUGCCUGUAUGCGACCGACGGGCUGAUUUCAUAACGCGGGGAGGGAGCGAGGAAUGGGGCUCUGAGAUCGGAUGAACAAGCCAAACCCCAGGCGCAAGCUCGAUCCAUGCACUGACAGCGUCCUCUUCAUCCGCGGGGCCAUGCAGAAGGUGCGCUAGAGGAGAUGCGGUAGUCGGUGGAGGCUGUUGCUGAUGCUGCUGCUGUCCGAUCAGCUGUUUUUCGCGUCUUGAGCAUCAUCCAGAGAGAGAUAGAGAUCGAGCAAGUCCGGAGCCAGGGACACCGCAGACCGGAUCACAGAGGAUGGAGUUCAAGCAUCUGGUGGAGGCGGCGGAGAAGUGGUGCUCCGGGAACCCGUUCGACCUCAUCUUCGCCGAGGAGGACGACGAGAGGCGGCUGGACUUUUACGCAGAGCCCGGCGUCUCCUUCUAUGUGCUGUGUCCCGGCGGCACCGACAGCUUUCACGUGUGGAGCGAGAGCGAGGACUGCCUUCCCUUCCUGCAGCUGGCACAGGACUACAUCUCCUCCUGUGGGAAGAAGACUCUGCUGGAGGUGCUGGAGAAGGUCUUCACGUCCUUCAGGCCUCUGCUGGGCCUUCCAGACAUAGAGGACGACAGUUUUGAGCAUUACCACGCCGACAUGGAGGGGGAACCUGGGCCUGACCACCAGCAGAUGGGGGUCAGCCAGCAGUGAUCGUCCCAGAAACAGAGGCCUGAAGUGGGGCAGAGGUGCUCCAGAGCUCUGGGCUUCCACGCAAAUAUUUAGCCGGAUCACUUAACAAAACACACUCAUACAUCCUUAAAAGUUGACUUGCUAAAAAAGAAAAACAAAAAAAAAAAUAAAACAAAAAAAGGAAAACCGCACCACCAUGUUCUUUGAAUGUCUUAGUGGCUUUGCUUCCCAAAGGGUGCACUCUGUUGCACUUUGUUGACUCCCCUUUCUCUCCAGUCGAAACACACACACACACACACACACACACACACACACACACACACUUUGGGGCUACGUGAGCAGUGGCCAUGUACAAUGCAAGAACCAUAAUCAUUCACCAUCUGGUUAGUUAAAGUUCCACAGCAUAGCAAUAUUAUUACAUAGGCCUCCGCUGGCUUUGUUAUGCAGACAUACAGUCACAAAUUUCCCCCUGCGGAGAUGAAUGUGGCAGAUAGCCUACUUCCUCUGCUCGUCUGUUGACACAGAGGAUGCACGACAGCGAGAUGAAAGGUGGAGGGGUGAAAGCCGACGGUUUGUGGCUACGUGAGGCAACGGGAGUGACGCGGGGCGGCGAGGCAGGAGGGGGAAGGAGGGCACAAGUAAUGUUUCACUUCUUGAAAGGGGAAAGGUGGGCGGAGGACGGAGUGUGUUUCUUCCAAGGCCCGUUUUAAACACUAACGGCAGUCAAAUAGGUGUCAGUCCAAAGCAUCUUACAUAAUGUGGGCAUCAGAGAGCGCAGCUUUAAAGUAGCAUGGAUCUUUCUUUGAUUCUGGAGGUGCGUUUUGCAGUGCAUCUGAAAGAGUUGAAACAAAAAACAAAAAAAGCCCCUCACCCGGGCGUUUAAUCAGUGUUACUAUCAUAUGACCGUCACAACAAGGGCCCAUGCUGCAGCUUCAGCCCUCCUCUUGGUUUGGGUGUCUCAUUGUCACAUGACACCCUAAUUCUUGUAUCCUGUAGUCUUCCUGGAUGUCGCUGGUUCACAAGUUUGCCCUCCUUUCUCAGCACAGUCUGAGGAUCCCUUCUCAAAGCUUGCCAGAUUCCCUCUGACGUGUGUUGCUUUGACUUCAUUUAUCGGUUUCUCCUGAAUUUGCAUCUAAUAAGGACACGCCCACCCCCCUGAGAGGUAUCACAUGGGAGCAGAAUAUAUUAGUUGUAAACGGCUCCCUCUGUCUGCUCUGAUAUUUUGAAUCUCGGUGUGUUGUCACAUCUAGUGCACUGCAAUGCUUUUCAGCCCCCCCCCCUUCCCAUUUUCCUUCAACCCACUAGAGCCACAUGCAAGAUCCCCCCCUCCCUCACCCAAUCUUUAGCCCAUUUACUUUGGCUUGUAAAUGUUCUGUCUUUUUAUUGCCUGUUUGAAUGUUUCCCAUGCGGUGUAUCUUCUGUUCGUCCUCCUGAUUGUGUGUGAACUUGGUCAAUAAACCGUGUGAACAGAA